AUGGCUGCCGAGCAACACGAACGCGCUUUCCAGAAGCAACUCGGGGUGAACGUCGGGUUUGCGUCCGCGACGAAGAAGAAGACGCCGGGCAAGGGUGGUAACCGAUACUAUAAGAAUGUUGGUCUCGGGUUUAAGACGCCGCGCGAGGCGAUCGAAGGGACGUACAUCGAUAAGAAGUGCCCGUUCACGGGUAACGUGUCCAUUCGCGGUCGCAUCUUGACGGGCGUCGUCAAGUCCACGAAGAUGAACCGCACGAUCGUGAUGCGCAUGGAUUACUUGCACUUCAUUCGCAAGUACCAGCGUUACGAGAAGCGCCACACCAACAUCUCCGCGCACAUUUCCCCGUGCUUCCGAUGCAACGAAGGCGACAAGGUUGUCGUUGGCCAGUGCCGCCCGUUGUCCAAGACCGUUCGUUUCAACACGUUGAAGGUGAUCCCGAGCGGCUCCAAGGCGGGUAAGGCUUUCGUUGCGCACUAAGCGGUUUUAGGGAAG
Molecule: messenger RNA, 492 nt
Organism: Ostreococcus lucimarinus CCE9901
Lineage: Eukaryota; Viridiplantae; Chlorophyta; Mamiellophyceae; Mamiellales; Bathycoccaceae
Gene: RPS11
Product: Ribosomal protein S11, component of cytosolic 80S ribosome and 40S small subunit
Exons: 3
Coding region: 1-477 (158 amino acids)
Biological process (GO): translation
Cellular component (GO): cytosolic small ribosomal subunit; ribosome
Molecular function (GO): structural constituent of ribosome
Source: RefSeq, a predicted model, not a curated record